Molecule: messenger RNA, 5055 nt
Organism: Dermacentor silvarum
Lineage: Eukaryota; Metazoa; Arthropoda; Arachnida; Ixodida; Ixodidae
Gene: Hs2st
Product: heparan sulfate 2-O-sulfotransferase 1-like
Exons: 7
Coding region: 92-1213 (373 amino acids)
Cellular component (GO): membrane
Molecular function (GO): heparan sulfate 2-sulfotransferase activity
Source: RefSeq, a predicted model, not a curated record
CGGCCAACACAAUUGCUCUCCGUCAUUUUGACGCGAUGCUUUUCAUGGUAACUUACCAGGGAAACCAAAACUCUUUAAACAGCGCGUGCUCAUGCGGCACACACAGCUAGCAAUGAUAGGCCGCAUUUUUCAAUGGAAAGUCAUACUUUGUUUUUGUAUCAUCGUCUGCUUUGCGUCAGUUUUCCUCAGGUUUGAAAACAAGCUUGCACUCCUCGAGUCGUCCCGCUUAAAACUGACUGACACGGUUGGUAGGCUACAGCUGUUUUACCUCAAUGAGCGGCUGCAUGACUUCCCACCUGUGCAAGAGAGUCGCACGGAUGCACCCUUGGAUGACUUUGGGCUACCUGAGAAAACAAUGGACAAUCUUGUCAUUUUGUACAACCGGGUUCCCAAGACUGGCAGCACCAGCUUUAUGGGUGUUGCAUAUGAUUUGUGUGCUACCAACAAGUUUCAUGUGCUCCACUUGAACACAUCUAAGAACAUGCAUGUCAUGUCACUCCCAGAUCAGAUUAGGUUCGUGUACAAUAUUUCCCUGUGGCAGUACAUGAAGCCUGCCAUUUACCAUGGGCACAUUGCAUUUCUCAAUUUUGCAAAGUAUGGGGUCACCCAGAGGCCCGUCUACAUCAACCUCAUCAGGCGGCCUCUGGAUCGUCUCGUCUCAUAUUUCUAUUUUCUCAGGCAUGGGGAUGACUUCAGGCCUUACUUGGUCCGCCGAAGACAAGGAAACAAGAUGACUUUUGAUGAAUGCGUCGCCAAGAAAGGGGCGGACUGUGCUGAAGAACGGCUGUGGCUUCAAGUGCCAUUCUUCUGCGGCCAUGCUGCAAGAUGCUGGAUUCCGGGGAACCCGUGGGCCUUGGAGCAGGCAAAGCACAAUCUUGUGAACCAUUAUUUCCUUGUCGGGCUGACCGAACAGCUGCAAGAAUUUGUGGUCAUGCUUGAGGCGUCUUUUCCCCGUAUAUUCAAGGGAGCCACUGACAAGUUUCUAACAGGGAAGAGGUCACACCUUCGGAAAACCUUCAACAAGGUGCAACCAAGCCAGGAGACCAUAGAACACUUCAAGCGUUCGCCAAUCUGGCAGAUGGAGAAUGAGUUCUAUGAAUUUGCAGCUGAACAAUUCGAGUUUGCCAAGAAGCGGACAUUAGUGGCAACUCAGGAUGGGCAGCUGACAGAGCUUGGCCAGCAGUUCUUCUACGAGAAGAUUCGUCCUAAGUGAUCAGUGAUCGUGCAAUGUGUGACACUUUGCCUGGUUUGAAGCCAGGACUGUCUUAACCAGGCAGAUUUCAUCAGGCCAUUUUUUCCCGGGGUUGUGCAAAUGCUUGACGCUGGUUCUUUGUAUUGAAAGCCAAAAUCAUGUGCGAGAGAGUAGGCAGGUAUCAAACCAUUAAUCAGUAUGGUCUUUGGUGCUAGACUUUGACAGCAGCAUAUGCCUGCACCAGCCUUUUCAAAUGUGCGCAUGGCGCUGCUCUCAGUGGUUAAAACAUGUGAAAAAAGAAAAUGGAAGAUGCUUCAACAUGCUGGUAACAUUCUCAUCAUUUAAUUUAAAAAAGAUUAAUUUUAAGUUCUAAAGGUCAUUUUAAUGGCAGACGUUUAUUCUGAAUAAUCAAAACAUGUAAUCGUUGAAAUUCGUGAUUAUUUGGUGGGAGCAAGAUGUCGUCAUUAUAGAAAAGUCGUGUCAAAGUUAUUUGUGGUACAAUUGCAUAGUCAUUAGUCAGGCAUGGCCAAUGUAAACAGGUCUGUUUUAACUGGUUUGAAGUGCUGCCGAGGCAAGCACCCAGGUGAGAUGAUUUAGUCUGCCUGCCAUUUUUAGAUAAAUUAAAGUGGAUCUAUUGCCAAGGGUUUAAUCAGGGUUCAGUGUUUUUAGCUAGAGACAAAUAACAGCAAAAAAUGUAUAUUAACUAACUUUUGAAACUCGUUUUUAAAGCCCACCCCACCCCCCCUCCAAUAAAAAAAAGUCAAUAUCCACGGGCAGUGUAUAAGAUAAAAAAAAACUAGACAUGUCGGCAAUUAUGCUGAACCUUCACAAGUUUCAUCAUAUAGAAGCUGUCUACGCUUACUGUAGAAGUGGUGGGCAUUAGUGUAUUAGGCAUUAAUGAAGUCCUGCUGAACAAGAAGUCAGGUGCAAUUCGUGGAUGUGGUGGCAAUAUUCAAAAGGGGGUGGAAGGCAAAAACACUUGUGGGUGGAGAUUUAUUAGCAUUCUAAGGAAACCCUGGGAGUGCAAAAUAUUCCAGUGCCCUUCACUACGUAGUCCCUCAUAGGCAUAACUUUUGAGCAUUAAACCUUACAAAUUAUAAUUAUUAAAUGUGUAGCCUUUGUUCAAAGUGAGGAGCUGCUUGUCUUGUUACGAAUGCUCGCUCAGAAUUGUAUGGUGGCCUUUUGCUGUAGCAUUCUCAGUGCUCCAGAGUGGUGGAAACUGAAAACAAAAGCCUUCAUUACUUGGACAGUUAAGCAGCAAGAGAGCCACGUGAUACGGAGUUCACCAGAUGACUCGGCCAGCACUUGUCACACAACCAGUGGGUUAUACAUAUUUCACAAAGGCUGUACGUGCACAUAUAUUAUAGGGGAAAAACAAAGGGAAAAAAACACUAACUGGUGUGGUUAGAGUGAAAAAAGAAAGGUUAAGGUUUCCUCUUCCACGGCUAUGUGACAGCCAGUCAGGUACACGUUAUAUUAUUUUCGUGCUUUUUUGCACGUUUCAUCAGACAUAAGCGUACCCAUUACUGUAGCGAACUAGUUGCUACUUGUGCUGUGCUUGUUGCCACAUCUUCGCAAACAUUCCUUUUAUGGCGUUUUAUCUAUGGCUGCUUAAUAUUAGUCGUAUUGCCUCAGCAUCACCGUUUGUUGUUCAGUAGUAACUGCAACUGCUUCACCAUAUAGAAAAUGACAAAAAAAAGGAAGCACAAAGGUCAUAUGUAACACAUCAAUUCUGUCUUGACGUGGCAUGCAUGCAGCUGGGGAAAAAUCUGACCGAUCUUUAUGUAAAUAAUCAAGAAAAAGUGUAGUUUGACUUAACUAAUGCCAUUGCUUAAAUAAACCCUUAACUGCCUUGUGUAAGAUAAAGGUCACUAAAGAAUAUGGCAAAUUUCUUGCAAGUAAAAGCCAGAAAUCCUGAACCCUAUAUGGUACAGUAUGCAGAAGAUAAAGAUAAUGUUCAAUAGCCUGGCAAGAGAACAAGUAUUCAUGAUUGCCGGUCAGCCUCAAGAGUCUGUAAAGGAGUACGUUCACCUAGGUCAGUUACUCACAGGGGACCCUGAUCACGAGAAAAAUUUACAGAAGAAUAAAAUUGGGUUGGAGUGCAUACGGCAGGCAUUGCCAAAUCCUGACUGGAAGCUUACCACUGUCGUUGAAAAGAAAAGUGUACAGUCAUUGCAUUCUACCGGUGCUAACAUAUGGGGCAGAAACUUGGAGGUUAACAGAGAAGCUCGAGAACAAGUUAAGGACCACACAAAGAGCGAUGGAACGAAAAAUGUUAGGCCUAACGUUAAGAGACUUGGGAAGAGAGCGAUGUGGAUCGGAAAGCAGACAGGGAUAGACAUAUUUUAACUGACAUUAAGAGAAAAAAAUGGAGCUGGGCAGACCAUGUAAUGCGUAGGAUGGAUAACUGGUGGACUAUUAGAGCUACAGAAUGGUAUACCAAGAGAAGGGAAGUCCAAUUGAGGACGGCAGAAAACUAGGUGAGGUGAUAAAGUUAGGAAAUUUGCAGGCACAAGUUGGAAUCAGCUAGCGCAAGACAGGGGUAAUUGGAGAUCGCAGGGAAAGGCCUUCGUCCUGCAGUGGACAUAAAUAUAGGCUGAUGAUGAUGAUAUGGUACAGUGCAUCUGGCUCAGAUAUGCGGGUCUAGUUUUUAGCUGAUGUCAUAUUUGGAUGGGGCCGAAACUAGAACCUCUUGAAGCUGAAUGUUGCUUUGAAGAAGUCCGACAUUGCUAACAAAAUCAUAAGGCCAACAAUGGCCAUUUCUUUGGUGCAUCUGCACUGUGGUUUGCAGCUGUUUGGUCCCAGCUGCACUUUGGUUUAGCUAUAGUUUUUAGCUUAGGCUAGUUACUAUGCUCUAUUUUAUUUAGUUUACUGUAUGUUGACUAAGCAUAAUUUUUUAAUUUGGGUUUUUGUAUACCCAGGAAAGGAAGAAAGCCUUUCGUCUAACCACAGAAAGAGUUCUACUUUUGUAGCCCCCUUCAAUUUCUGGUUUUAUUCUUAGAUGUUUCAGUGUGUCUGCAUUUCAACUUCUGUGCUUGCUUCAAAUAAGCUUAUUUGCUCUAAUCAACUUGCAUUACAUUCCUUGCAUUAAUUUCUGCUUACAGUUCAGCUCAUUUUGUUGUGAGACGUGUUUUCGCCUUGCUUGUUAUUAAGGCCAUAUUAUAAAGCAGGGGUUCCGAAACUUUCUGCCCUUGGGGAACCGCGCUUGCCUUCCCAGAGUGCCACUGAACCCCUCCACCCCUUACUUCUUUUUUUCACCAAUAUGCUUUUCAAGCAAAGAGUCUAGAACGCCGGUCUUUCUCACGAAGACUACCGAAGUAUGGAUGUGGUGGUUUUAAUUGUCAAAUUCAAGCUGUAAUGUAAAAAUCCACUGAAGGGGGAUGCGGUGGGAUUCCUUUUGCCCACUUGUGGAGCAAAGAAAUGCCAUUCGCGGAACCCCUGGGUUCUGCAGAACCCAGUUUGGGAACCCCUGUUACAGGGGGGCCCUCUGACAGUGCAUUUUGUUUGUUGCAUGCAUGAUUAGGGUGUGGUAAUGCUCUCAGCACAUAUUGAGAGCACAUAUUUUUUCACUUGCCUUGUGAAGGAACUUUGGGAUGAAAUCUCUAGCUAAAGCAGCAGAAAAACUUGGAACUCUGUUAUAGCCAUUGCCUAAAUAUUUGCCAAUAUCUUGUGGAAGAAGUGUAGCUGUUGUGCGAGUUUGUACAAUGCCUUAAUUUGUACAAGAAACUGAGUUCAUGGUGAUUUCAACAUGCUGCAGGGGCUUUAAGAAGCUGACAUGGUGUCAGUGGGAUCAUCUCCCAUGCCUGUAGUGAUUGAUUAAAUGCACAGCUUAUCAUUGAAAUUUAGAUACGCUAACUGAUUUA